AUGGCCGACGCCUCACAAUCUGCACGGCCCGUGUCCGACCCUGUCGACACUUCCUUCGACCCUGCAGCGCAUGUCGCGAGAGAUGAUGUAGAGUCUCCAUCGCUGACGAGCGGGAAUGCGCUCGCGAGAUUCGAGUUCGAGCCGGGGAGGAGUAGGGAUGGGACGAAGGUACUCAUGGUUGAGUGGGAAGAGGAUGAGUCGACGAAGGGUGUAGCGGGGGAUUGGGAGAUUAGCUGGGAAGGGAAGAGGACUGUGCUGCCUGCGAGAGAUCAGAGCCCUGGGGAAGAGGCGCCGAUCAACAGAUUGUACUUCCUGCUCGGGCCAGGUGUGAACAUCCCGACGGCAGUACGGUUGCAGAAGGGCUCGAUUGUGUGGAGGACGAAUCCGCUACCUGCCAUCUUCUCGCCCGAACUUGGCGCCACGGCGAGACAGGCUGGGAAGAAGGGAGUGUUGCAUACGAUAUGGGCGAAGAAGAGGUUGCAGGUGCUGAACACGGAGAUUGAGCAAGAGUCGAAGGAGAACGUGGAGGGGAUUGGGCUGGAGAUGGCAGCGGCGGAGAAGGAGUGGAUAGAGCAGAACUUUGGCGUGGCGACGAAGCCUAGCAGUAUCAGCAUAGACACGAGGCCGGCGAUGGCAUCGAUUAUGGGUCAGGGCAGUCUGAACAGCCCUACCAGUCCGCGGAGUCCAGGCGGUGGGCGCCUGAUGGAUAAGCUGAAGGGUCUGAAACUGGGCACAACCACAUCAGACCUAUUGCGGAAAGACAGCAGCAGCGUAGACGCAGGGCUGCCAGCAGGAUAUCAAAACCCACUCAGUCCCGAGCAGACCGACGUGGCAGUUGGAUCAUUCGGCAGCUUCGCAGCACUGAAAGGCGCGCCCCCUCCCUCGACAAUGGGCGCGAAACCGCCUCAACCACCAGCACAACAGCAGCCACGAAAGAUCGCCGCGCAACGACCCCCGGAAGCUUUUGCAGCGCAACAGCGCCAGCACGUAUCGAUGGGCUCGCUGAAUGCGUUUGCGAGUGGUGAUGUGCCCGCGAACCCGAAUCCGGAGCAGGAGGACGAUGAGGAUGAUCUUUUUGCGUUGCCCAUGUCGCCGAGGAGUCCGGAAAUGAGUAAGAGUCCUUUCUCGUUUGCGGCGCAGGAUACGGUGAAAUAUCUCAAGGGGGAGCGGGCGUCGUCGUGA
This is a messenger RNA of Fulvia fulva, 1182 nucleotides long. RefSeq lists its product as uncharacterized. Bases 1 to 1182 code for a protein of 393 amino acids. The record is from RefSeq and is a predicted model, not a curated record. The transcript has a single exon. Lineage: Eukaryota; Fungi; Ascomycota; Dothideomycetes; Mycosphaerellales; Mycosphaerellaceae.